Molecule: messenger RNA, 1574 nt
Organism: Aspergillus steynii IBT 23096
Lineage: Eukaryota; Fungi; Ascomycota; Eurotiomycetes; Eurotiales; Aspergillaceae
Product: PLC-like phosphodiesterase
Exons: 3
Coding region: 114-1481 (455 amino acids)
Biological process (GO): lipid metabolic process
Molecular function (GO): phosphoric diester hydrolase activity
Source: RefSeq, a predicted model, not a curated record
CUUCUCUUUUUCUCCCUUCCUGUGCAUAUUAUGGUUGAUUCCAUCGACGCUGUAUAUAUCAUAUUGUCUCCCCUCCCCUCCAGAUCGUCCUUCCUGAGCGUGCCAUCCCCACCAUGCGGUUGGUUUCCCUACUACCGCUGCUGGCUGCAGCCGUUUGGGCUGCAAGUGACAGCGAUACCUCGUCCGACUCCAAAACCACCCUCACCAACACCAACACCAAGAACAUCCUCACCUUGGACGGCACCAUCACCGCUCCCAUCAGCGAUGCCGCCACGCGCACCGGUCACUACCUCUCCUACACCUCCACCAAGACCCUGCCCACCAACCAUGGCGGCAUGGUAGGCUCAACCGGCCUCUCCGGCUCCGAGUCCGCCGUCACCACCGCGACCACCGGCAAUGCCACCACCCAUACCACGCCGACCGACUCCAUGACCCAUCUCAUCGGCAACAACACCUCCAAUGCCACCCACACGGCCCCGGCCUCGUCCUCCUCCCCCGUCGUCAACACCCAGCCCUGCAAUGGCUACACCGAGUUCUGCGCGCGCAACUACUCCAACAUCACCAUGGUGGCCGCCCACAACAGUCCGUUCGUCAAGCCGGGCAACGUGGCGGCGAACCAGGCGCUGGAUGUCGAGGCUCAGCUGAACGAUGGAAUCCGCAUGUUGCAAUUCCAAACCCACAUCGUCAACAACACCGUGAAGCUCUGCCACACCAGCUGCGACCUGCUGGACAUGGGCCUGCUGGAGACCUACCUCAGCACCGUCGCGCGCUGGAUGAAGAGCCACCCGUAUGACGUGGUCACCAUCCUCAUCGGCAACUACGACUACGCCGAGCCCGGCAACUUCACCGAGCCCAUCCGCAAAUCCGGCCUGCUGGACCUGGCCUACACGCCGCCCAAGAUCCCCAUGGCCCUGCACGACUGGCCCACCCUGUCGACCAUGAUCCUGUCCGGCAAGCGCGCCGUCCUGUUCAUGGACUACAUGGCCAACCAGACCGCCUACCCGUGGCUCAUGGACGAGUUCACCCAGAUGUGGGAGACCCCCUUCUCGCCGACGGAUCGCAAUUUCCCCUGCACCGUCCAGCGCCCGCCCGGUCUGCAUCCGCCCGACAUCCGCAACCGCAUGUAUCUGGCCAACCACAACCUCAAUCUGGACCUCAACUUUGCCAACCUGAACCUCCUGAUCCCCAACACCGCGCAGCUGAAUCAGACCAACGCGGCGGAGGGAUUCGGCAGUUUGGGUUGGAUGGCCAGCAACUGUACCCGGGACCACGCCCGACCUCCCAACUUUCUUCUCGUCGACUACUACAACUACGGCCCCGUGAACGGGUCGGUCUUCCAAGUCGCCGCCGACAUGAACAAUGUCACCUACAACGGCAAAUGCUGCGGCACGACGUCGUCCGGCACGAGUUUCGCGCCGCACGGCAUGGCCAUGUCCGUGGCACUGAUUGCGGGCGUACAGUAUUUGAUUUCGAUGUUUUAAUAGCCUUGCUUUUUGGGUUGGUUUUUUUAUAUAUAGAUAUUUAUCAUUGUAGUUAUGAGAUACGACCGUGCGAAUUUUAUAAAUAUAAGACGC